ACAGAACAUGCAAGCGCUGUCGUUCGUACGUGCGCCUGUGCCAUCGCCUGCAGUUUUGAAGUUCCUAAGGAUCCAAGCCGAAUGUUUGCCAUUCCUUGCAUCGCAGUCGCAAGUGCGCCGAAACCACCACCAUGUUACGCCCGACACUGCUCGAACACGCACCUUGACAAGUUCGCAACGUAGACCUUCCCUGAGAAUCGCGGAACAACAGUCACAACAACCCUCAUGUCGUGGAUUCUGGAACAGUGCGUCAAAGUCAAGAUGGCAAAGGCCAUGGCAACAAGCUCGGCCAAAGAAGACGGCUCCUCUACAGCCAAACGACCUUCCACCCCUGCCCAGAUUACUUGACGAUGCGGGAGCUACCAGUCUGGGGCGUAUCGUCAAACCGACGAACGAGCUUAGGAUGCGGUGUACCGAGUUCGACGGCGAUGGCAAAGUCACCCUGGUCAAUGGCGCAUUCAAGAAGAGCGAGCUCAUAGCCAAGGUAUUACUUUACAACUACAAUGAUUCAGAGCACCAUCUGACUAUUGGGCGCGAUAGNUGUGGUCUCCUUCCUCGCGACCUUCGAAAAAUCGAUUCCGCUUCGUUGCCGCAUAUCCUCGUACGCCCGUCGGCCAUCCUCAUCAAAAUCUUACACAUAAGCUGCCUCAUCAACCACAAUCGCGUUCUAGUGUUUGAUGCAUACGGGACCACAGACUCGCAUACACAGUCAAUCUUCAUGUACGACUUGGAAGGCAAGCUCCAACUACGAGAAGGCCGAUCUGCCAAUACUCUACCAUACGAGUUUCGUGCGCUGGAAGCCGUCCUGAUAAGUGUCACUUCUGCGCUCGAGGGAGAGUUUGAGGGCGUGCGCGAACCCGUUGUACAAGUUUUGAGAGAGCUCGAAGAAGACAUCGAUCGUAACAAGCUGCGUCACUUGUUGAUCUACUCGAAGAAACUGGGUACAUUCGAGCAGAAAGCACGCCUAGUUCGUGAUGCCAUCGAUGAUCUUCUCGAGGCAGACGAUGAUCUGUCAGACAUGUACUUGACCGAAAAGGCCAAUGGUGUGAUGCGUGAAGAGGACGACCAUACCGAGGUCGAAAUGUUGCUCGAAUCCUACCACAAGGUGUGCGACGAGAUUGUGCAGGCGAGCAGUAACUUGGUCAGCAACAUCCGCAACACGGAAGAAAUGAAGUGGAUUGUCAAAUCCUGGCUGACAAUCGCAACAGCNGUCAAGGCCAUUCUGGACGCCAACCGCAACUCACUGAUGCUCUUGGAUCUGCAAUUCACAAUUCUAGCGCUCGGUAUCGGUGUGGGUACCUUCUUCGCCGGUCUUUACGGCAUGAACUUGAAGAACUUCAUCGAGGAAACCGAUUUCGGAUUCCCACUGGUCAGCAUCUCUUGCGGCGUCUUCUGUAUGAUUGCCAUCGUCUGGGGUAUGAGGAAGCUUCGAAAGGUGCAGCGACUCAGCAUGUGGGGCGAGAGUGGCAGUCUCUCACCAGAGAAGCCCAGCCGUCGUGGCCGGGGCAGCUGGAGGGAAAUUGAUCCUCAAAGCCAGCUGUCUGGCGAAAACAGAGUCGACCGGACUGUUCGUUGGAAACAAGACCAGCGAAUGAACAAGAUG
This is a messenger RNA of Aureobasidium uvarum, 1603 nucleotides long. NCBI's taxonomy places the organism in Eukaryota, Fungi, Ascomycota, Dothideomycetes, Dothideales, Saccotheciaceae. The record is from the annotation of a GenBank genome assembly.